GAAAACACUUGUAACUCAAAUCAUCUAUUCGUGCUCAGAAUAAUUAGUGCAAUUCCUUUAUUAUUAACAAAAUAACAACUUAUAUACGCAACUUUUCCCGCGAACACAUGAAGCUCCGGCAGAAUUGGCCCUCUGACGGUCAUUCGUAGAACCAAGUAUUAACCAAUCAGAACUCGAGAAAUUAUGCGUCAAAAUUCAAAAUUUACAAAUGACUUCACCUCACAAAAUAGAAAAUAUUAUUUAUUUAUAUACUAGAACUAGACUGUUGUUACAAAAGGUUUUGAAUAAAUGACAGGUUGUCAAAGUUAAAAAAAUUAACCCAAAUUGAGAGAGAAAUUCAGAAACCGAAUCAUCAAGUCAUGGAUCCAAUAAAAUUAAGAUUUUUUAUGGAAAUAUGUGAAAAAGAAAAUAAAUAUAUCAGAAUACAGGAAAAAUUUAUCCCAUCGCUUAGUUCAAAACCGAUAACUGGGAAAUUUUAUGCGAAACAUGAUGCCGUAUCCUUCGAUGAAAUUCCCGAAGAUUAUUUAAAAUUAAUAGAGAGAAAAGAAAAUUCCGUACCAAGAGAUCGUUAUUCAUUUCCGCCUCCAACAGCUAAUAUGGACUAUGGUUGGUUCACGGAACCACUGAUUCCACGUUCAAAGGAUCCAAGGUUACAUUUCGCAACGAAAGGAAGCGACUUUCUAAAAACAGAAUUAAAAUUAAGACAUCUUAACAGAGGACUUCCAGUUACAAAAUUUGUUGGUGUUCCUUUUAGAAGUUAAAUUAUGUACGAGUUGUAGGAA
This is a messenger RNA of Belonocnema kinseyi, 782 nucleotides long. RefSeq lists its product as uncharacterized. Bases 360 to 761 code for a protein of 133 amino acids. Lineage: Eukaryota; Metazoa; Arthropoda; Insecta; Hymenoptera; Cynipidae. The transcript is spliced from 2 exons. The record is from RefSeq and is a predicted model, not a curated record.